Molecule: messenger RNA, 468 nt
Organism: Pseudonaja textilis
Lineage: Eukaryota; Metazoa; Chordata; Lepidosauria; Squamata; Elapidae
Source: RefSeq, a predicted model, not a curated record
GUCUCCAACAUGCCUCACCUCUCGGCAGACAUCGAGAGCUCCCACAUUGAGCGGGAGGAGUUCAAGUUGAAGGAGUACUCCAAGUCCAUGGACGAGAGUCGGCUGGACCGCGUGAAGGAGUACGAGGAGGAGAUCCACUCGCUGAAGGAGCGCCUGCACAUGUCCAACCGGAAGCUGGAGGAGUACGAGAGGCGCCUGCUGAGCCAGGAGGAGCAGACCAGCAAGAUCCUCCAGCAGUACCAGCAGCGCCUGGAGCAGAGCGAGAAGCGCCUCCGACAGCAACAGGUGGAAAAGGACUCGCAGAUCAAGAGCAUCAUCGGCAGCUUGUCCCUGCAGGCUGAUGUUAGUGGAGGAGGAGCUGCGCAGGGAUCACUCGGCCGCCCUCGACACCUCCGAAACCCGGAAGCGGCUGCUCGACGCUCAGCUGUUUACCAGGUAACUCUGUGUGGCCCCGGUUUUGUCACUUGA